Chiloscyllium plagiosum (whitespotted bambooshark) is the source of this 3462-nucleotide messenger RNA. The record is from RefSeq and is a predicted model, not a curated record. Lineage: Eukaryota; Metazoa; Chordata; Chondrichthyes; Orectolobiformes; Hemiscylliidae.
CCGGCGCGGAGGAACCGUGUGUGUGUGUGUAUGUUCGAGAGGGAGGGAGUAACGGCCUCUCACAUGGGCGCAGCCAUCUUACCGGAAGCCGGCGAGUCACUUCCGUUGGUCGAGGGCCUGAAGGCUGCCUUCCCCGACCCUCGCUGCGAGGGGGGAGGGAGGGAAUCACCUUGACAACCGGGAGCGGGACCAACAAUGCCCUUGAUUUGAACCGCCUGAGCGAGCCAGCGACCGUUACAGUUCUUACUGUGUUUGCUGUAAAUAUGGGAGGACAACAUAACAAGAAUGUCUACAGGAAGCGUCCAGGUGAAAGAAUCGUGGGUGGUGACCGUAAAAGAAAGGCUAUAACACUUGAAGAAAAACUAGGUGUUAUAAAGCGUUUUGAGCGGAAUGAAAGAACAUGUGAUAUUGCUCGUGCGACAGGAAUAAAGGAGUCUACAUUACGCACCAUUAGAGACAAUGCAGAAAAAAUUAAAGCAAGCUGUAUUGCAGGGACAAGCCUGAGUGCUAGCAAACUGGUGCGAUCACGGCCAAAGGAACUUGAGGAGAUGGAACGGCUUCUAUGUGCGUGGCUAGAAGAUCAAUUGAAAAAGCAAUCUGGAACCAGCUUUAUCGCCAUAAGACACAAAGCCUUAUCAAUUUAUGAGGGCCUAAGGAACAAAGCUGAAAAUCCUGCAGAUGUGCCUUCCUUCAGUGCUAGUAGUGGCUGGUUUGCUGGAUUUAAGAACCGCUGUUUUCUAACUAAUAAAUUAUGUGGCGAAGCUGCAAGUACAGAUGAGGAAUGUGCGAUGGUAUUUCCUCACAUGGUGAAAAAAUUUAUUGAGGAAGAAGGCUACACCUUAGAUCAAAUCUUCAAUUUGGAAGAGACAGGUUUAUACUGGAAGCGAAUGCCAUCAAGGACCUAUAUUUCUAAGAAUGAAGCACAGGCUCCAGGCUUUAAGGUGGCAAAGGAUCGUAUGACAGUGCUGCUGGGUGCCAAUGCUAGUGGAGACUUAAAGCUUAAGCCUGUGGUGGUGUACCACUCUGCCAAUCCGCGAGCCUUAAAAGGUUACCUUAGGUCCACUCUAGGUGUCUACUUUAGGUCAAGCAAAAGAGGUUCGAUGACAGGGCAAAUCUUUUCUGACCUUAUUGUUGACGUUUUCAAAGAUAUUUUUAGAAAUUAUUGCAGAAGAAAAGAUUUGGAUUUCAAGAUACUCCUCAUUCUGGACAAUGCACCAAGCCAUCCUCCCACCGUUGGUGAGCUGUCUGAAAACAUUAAAGUGCUAUUUCUACCUCCAAACACAACCUCUCUCCUUCAACCCAUGGACCAGGGUGCAAUAGCGGCUUUUAAAGCUUACUAUUUGAGGCGCACAUUCAGGAAGCUGAUUGCAGCUACUGAGGGGGAUAAUAAGGACAGUGUUCUUCAAUUUUGGAAGAGUUUUAACUUCAAGAAUGCUAUUGACAUUAUUGUGGAGGCCUGGGGAGAUGUCAGUAAGGACUGCUUGCGUGCAGUUUGGCAGAAGCUUCUCCCAGAUUUUAUUCAUGAUUUUAAAGGAAUUGAACUAUCAGAGGAGCUCCCAAGAAUUAAAGAACACUGCAUUGCUCUUGCAAAGCAAGUUGGAUUUGAAGAAGUGGAGAGUGAGGAUGUUGAGGAGGUGCUUGAGUCCCAUUGCGUAGACCUAUCUACAGCUGACCUACAACAACUUGAAGCUGAGGGGAAAAUGGAAGCUGGAGAUGAAGAAGAUGAAGCCCAGGAUGCAGCACCACGAGAGCUUUCCACUUCUCUCUUGUCUUCUAUCCUGAGGGAAGUUGAGAAACAGUUGCAGCUCUUAGAAGAUAAUGACUACAAUGCAGAACGCAGCGGGAUAGCAGUUCGUGGCAUAAGGUCUUAUUUGGCACCCUAUGAACAGCUUCUUCAUGAAAGGAGAAAGAUGGCACAGCAGCAAAACCUUUUUAAGCCAGUCCCCAGGAAACAGUCUGAGGACAAUGAACUAAAACCAUUCAUUUCUGGACUAAGUAUUUUUCGGCAUAACCCUGCAUCCGGAAUUGUACUUAAAAGUGAUGAUGAUGAUGAUGAUGACCCUCAGCCCUUGUCUUAAUACAGUUAACUCAAAAUCCCCGUCAAGUUAUCUUUAAAACUUUCAGGGUAAAGUGGUAAAUUUACUGUAUUAUUUCAUGAAAAUAUAUGAAUUUAACAUUUAUUUAAACUGUGCUAUCCUUUGUGUUAGGCUAAUUACGAUAUUUGUUUCGAUUUUGAGUGAUAUUUUGGGUGGCCUGCCCCAACCCUAUUUUUCCCAUAGGCUGUGUUAUUUCUAUUCUGCGAUUUUCUGUAACGUGAGGUUACACAAGAACAUAGCUGCAAUGUUCUAGCAGAACCGACUGUAUUUUGAAAAUAACACCUCAUUGUCAUGGAUUUCAAAUUAGAAUUGUGCACUUAUAAAGUGCAAACUGUGUAAAGGUAAACUUGCAUUUUUAUAGAAACUGAAACAGCUGGAGGAAUUCAACAGGCCUGGCAGCAUUUGCGUGGUGGGAAAGCAGUUAACCUUUCAAGUCCAUUGACCAUUGUUCAGACUCUAAACGUUAACUCUGUUUCUUACUCCACGGAUGCAGCCAGACCCACUGAAGUUUCUCCAGCUUUUAUAGUUCUCCUUUCAGAGUUCCAACAUCGACAGUUCUUUGUCUUGUUAAGAUGUUGCAUUUGUAUAGCGCCUUUCUCCAAUCACAACAUCACUUCACACCCAAUGGUACACAUUUUGCAGUGAAGACACAAUUGUAAUGUUGGAAAUACUUACGCACAGUGACAACCUAAUAAUCUGAUUAUUGAUUGAGGAAUAACCAUUAGUCCAUGCAAGAUAGGAAAUAAAAUACCCUUUCUCUUGAUUGAUAACAAGCAAGAGAGAGUUUGGAUCUUGAUUAAGCCUCUCAUCUGGAAAAUGCUUCCUCUGUACUGCUCUCCCAAAGGGGGAAACCAUAAAAAAAAACUUGGAAAUGAACAUACGCAUUAUGCCAGAGUCCCAUUUUGAGGUACACAAGAUGAAUAAGACUGGCAUAGAAACGUAGUAAAUAGGAGCUGGCCAUUCAGCCCUUUGACCCUGCUCUAUCAUUCAAUAUAAUCAUAGUCCAUCAUCCAAAUCAGUGCAUGAUAUUUGCAAGUUUUACUGCUUUUAUCUCGGGUUAGGACUACCAUCCUCAACUCUGUGCUGACAUUUCAAAACCCUAUUUGUUACAGUGUGAAGAUAGAGGCAAAUUUGAACCAUGGCCAGAAUGCCAGGAGACUCAACCAACACAAGGUCAAUGUCAGAGUGAAUAUUAGUUUGGGAAGGAAGGGUCUCUUGGACUAUUUCCAAUCAGCUAAUAUUGGAAAGAGAAGUAAAUCUUAAAUAUUUACCUUACAGUUAUGUCUGAAUUUCUUAUAGAGUCAUAUAGCAUGGAAACAGACCCUUCACUCCAACCAUUCCAUACUGACCAUAAUCCCAAACUAGA